This is a messenger RNA of Daldinia decipiens, 1800 nucleotides long. RefSeq lists its product as uncharacterized. Bases 1 to 1800 code for a protein of 599 amino acids. The transcript is spliced from 5 exons. The record is from RefSeq and is a predicted model, not a curated record. NCBI's taxonomy places the organism in Eukaryota, Fungi, Ascomycota, Sordariomycetes, Xylariales, Hypoxylaceae.
AUGCCUCCCCAGAAUUCAUCUGGGAGGCUUAACCUUCCUGGCUUCGGCUUGCCUAUUGACUACGAGCCAGAUCACGACAAGUCCACCUCAUGCUUCCUUCAUGCCCUCUGGGAUAAAAAGUAUUUCAAGAGUGUUGGCCUCACGUUGCGUGAAAUUCGCAUGAUGGGUUUCAUCAACCAGAUUUCAGACAAACCGAAUUGGGAAGAAAAGGUUUUCGACGAGACAAUUGUUGCCAAAUGGAAAGAGGAAGCAAAGAUGGCUUCGCAUCAAAACUUCGACGGCGAUGUCUAUUUGUCUGACAAGAUGUUUGAAAACUGUAUCAAGGAACUCCGCGAUAAGGCGAAGCAGGUGAAAAAGACUGGCAUCGUCAAUGUGUUAGACGCCGAGUUAGCCGUUGCCAAGUCUGACACAAUCGUCCCGUCUUCACUAGUUGAUGAUCUUAGGCUCGGUAUUAAAUCCUUGGAAGAUGUGCCUGACAAGGACAAAGAUUGGCAUCCUGGGUCUGGUGAACAAGUCCUCGACCUCUUACAUCCAUCUCUAUUCCCACUUGUCUACGGCACCACACGUGUUUUACCCUAUGGUAAAGUUCCACUUGAAGACUGUGCUUCAAUUAUUGGCGAAGGGGAGACUACGAGAUUGGUUGGGAAAAAGGCAGCCAACGAGCCCUCGCUCUGGGGGAGCACCCAAUGGUUACCUAGCGAUAUUGCAUGGACAAAGACUGGUCCCAGGAUUUCAAGCUACAUCAACAACCUACAUCCCGUGGACCACAAGGACUUGUACGAAGUCUUCGAAAAGUUCAUUUCUGCGGCCGUUCCCCUUUGGGAAGAGUGUUUGUUCCGCGAAUCAGCACUAAAACCACGCAUCAUAUGCGAGCCCGAAGGUCCGAAAGACUACUACUUGCCUGAAGGUGUUACCGUCCCAGAUCGGUUGCUCCAGAAUCUUGAAAAUGAGCCAAGAAACGCACGUGACAGAUACGAACUUGACAGAUAUGAUAGAUAUGUUGAAGAGUUUGAGGAGUGGUACGAGGGGCAUAAGGUUCUUCGAUGGCCCGAACCUAAAGAUUACACUCCUCGCGAAAGAGACUCCCCAGGCAAGCCAGACCUGAAAAAGGAUUUCCCUUCUGGUCUUCAGGUUAUAUUCAAGCUUGCAAAUAUCCACUUGACCCCCGAGGAUCCCGAGUAUGAUGGCGGCAGCUGGCAUAUCGAAGGAGCACUCAAUGAAAGAAUCGUCGCUACCGCACUCUAUUAUUACGACGCCGAGAACAUUAGCGAAAGCCGGCUCGCAUUCAAGCAGGCUGUCGAUGCCGAAAAAGUGCGCGAGACACCACCUCAGUAUGAGUUCCAAUCUCUAAUGCGUUGGAUGGGGAUUGUGGACGACCACGAUGAUCCGCCCUUCCAGGAGCUCGGAAGUGUACUCACGCAGCCUGGGCGCCUACUUGCCUUCCCUAAUGUGUUUCAGCACCAAGUGCAACCAUUUCGACUGGAAGACCCAACCAAGCCAGGCCUCAGGAAAAUCCUUGCCAUGUUUCUCGUCGAUCCUAACAUCCGUGUACUGUCUACCGGGGUCGUUCCACCACAGCGACGAGAUUGGUGGGCACCCGAAGUUCGUAAAAUCUCUCCCUUUUCGAAAAUCCCAGUUGAGAUCUUCGACAUGAUUAUAGACUUUGUGGAGGACUUCCCCAUGAGCUGGGAGCGAGCUGAGGAGGUACGGGAAGUCCUCAUGGAUGAACGUAGCUGGACAAAUGAUAAAUGGGAAGAGAAAAUGAGCGAGGUACAACCACUACUUUUCUGCGAACAUUAA